This is a messenger RNA of Puccinia triticina, 2688 nucleotides long. RefSeq lists its product as uncharacterized. The record is from RefSeq and is a predicted model, not a curated record. Gene Ontology annotation, molecular function: zinc ion binding; DNA binding. Gene Ontology annotation, biological process: DNA-templated transcription. Bases 1 to 2688 code for a protein of 895 amino acids. Lineage: Eukaryota; Fungi; Basidiomycota; Pucciniomycetes; Pucciniales; Pucciniaceae. The transcript is spliced from 13 exons.
AUGCCGAAGGAAGUCCAACUCACCAAGCCAAAGCAAACCAGGAAACGAGUACCCAGGACUGUAGGUCAGAAACGGAAACAGAAAUGUGACUCGUUGAAGCCCUGUGCGGUUUGCAAACUGAGAGGUGAAGCCGAUUUAUGCGAUUACUCUGGUGCCCAACCCACCCGUGUGUUGGAUGAAGAAGACGAAGCUACGAAUCAGGUGUCAUCCGAAGAGCUCAAGGUCCUACGUCAACAGCUCGACGACUUGGAACAUGCGAUCACCCUCGUCUUCAAUCACCCACCCGCCGGGACUAGCCCCCCACUGGGCACCAACGAUAUUACUCAUCAAUUGGCAAUAGAUAUGGAUGAAUUCAACCUUGCCAGUAUGCUAUCAAGCUUCUUGACUUCCAGAGUGGUCCCAUCCGAGUUCAGCCAAGAAUUCCCGAUCAUCCAAAAGGUCCGUCGUCAGUGUCAGUUAGACCAAAAUCUACCGCCAGCUCCAAACACGAAUUUCUAUGCAUCCAGCGGAUUAUCGACGUAUUUCAGCAACCAAUUCAACCAGAGUCACUACUCUGAGCUGCGGAAUCGAUUGCCGACCCGGGAGCAAUCAGCAGUCCUUCUGGCGACGUACAUGAAAGAGUUUGGGUGGUACCAUGCCUGCUUCAAUGCCGAGGCCUACACGACUGCCCUUGAAAGCUUGUAUACAUCCCCUGCCGCUGGGUCCGAGUUGGAAAAGGGCUUUCAAGCCAACUUCAUCAUUAUGGGAACCGCAUUUGCCAUUGCUCGAUCGUCUAUCAUCAAGCUGUCAUCCCAAUCUUCCAUUGAACUCAACCUGCCCGUCGACCCUUCCGAUCGUCUCGAGCAGUCUAAAAUGUGGCUCGAUAUGAGUGUGGCUUGUUUGAAAUGUGGUGAUUUCGAAGCCAACCCGCUGCUGGAAUCAGUCAGGUGUUUGAUCAUCUUGCUCGAGGUUGCAUGGUUCGACGAAAUCGUCGGCGGGAUUGAUGACCUGCCAACUCUCUUUGAUCUGAAAUCCAAAGCGAUCCAAUUGGCCUUUGACUUGUCUUUACAUCGAGACCCGUCGCACCGAGAUCCGAUGGGCACAGUGCAUGUGAACCCGACGAUUGCAAGAGAGAGGCGGAUGGUCUGGUGGGCGCUUUUAUCGAUCGACGGUCUCUAUAGCGGCCUUACCGGUCGCAUGUCGUCUAUCAGCGGGCUUGAGGCUGUCGACGUCUUCUUGCCCGCACUUAGCACUAGUGCUUUUCCUGAUGAAACGCAUGAGGGAUGCGAGCAAGGCUGUACAACUUCAACCCCGGCCACAGGCAUCAAACCUCGUCUACUGCUCGGCUACGUUGGCAACGAGAUCUCCCGAUUACCGCUGCAAAGGACCCCAUUGCCGACAAUCAAUGACAUCCACCAAGCGCAUCGUGACCUGGUCCUCCUGGAAUUCCAUCUUCCCGACUCUUAUAAACUACACACUAUAAACGGACAUUGUAUCGACCGAGCCCGGCUGCCCCAAUGCUCCAAAGCACGAAGAGAUGCAAUCUUCUUCUACAUGAGGUAUCAUUAUUUGCUUGUCAAACUUCAUAGUCCCUUGCACUUCAUUAAAAAGGGUCAAGAUAUUCCUGGAUUCGAAACUAAACAUCCCUAUCACCGGUCAGCUGUGGUUGAUCAUUCUUUGCUACUUUUGGAUUUAAGGAAUCUUGGUAAUUUUAGCCCUGAUUACAUCUACGGAAACGUGAUGGUUAUCGAAGCCGCGUUUUCGCUCGCAUUGGAUUUCCUCUACGAUCCCAAGGGCGAAUUCUCGAGUCUGAUCAAAAUCGAAUUACAAAACUUGUGCAAAUUUUUGCAGAACAGCAAAUUGAGGAUGAUCAAACGAGGUCUAGGUAUCUUGCAAUGUUUGAUGGCUACUUGGGGAUCUCCUCCACCCACCGGAACGAUCAGUUGGUUCUCGGUCAACAAGCCAAAUCUUUUAAACUAUAGUUGGGUACAGGGGCCCUAUCAUCAGCCCGCUGAGCUUACCAACUUCUCAGGGACGGGCCAGAUAGAAAAUGGGCCAGAAAAGCUCAACCAAUCUGAGCUGCCCGUAAACGAAUCGCCGGAUCAAUUAGCUGGUCGACAACAAUCCCUGAACCAUGCCUCUUGGCCCGCGCCGGGCCCUUUGAUUAAUCCCCAUUCGCCGCCUGUCCCGCUUUCCGCUCAGUCCUACUCCUCUCAUCAGCCGCAGUCCCAACAGCAUCAACAUCACACACAGAUGCCAAAUUACAAUUCCUCCAUCUCGGAGUACCCAACCGAGUUUUCCCAGUUCAAUCAGUCUGCCCCACCCCACGCCCAGGUGAUUGGACAUUCAGACCCUUUCCACCAAUUUUCGAUGUUGCCCACAACUUCGACUCGUGGCCAUCCAGCUGACCACAAUAAGAACAUCAACGCACGCGAUGAUUCAAGCCACUACAGCACCGCCAACACGGCGGGCGAAAGCCGGUUAAACCUGGACGACUUCUUCAGCGAGGUUAAUCGACAGAACCAUCCCGGCUCGGCCCCGAGUGGGACGGCCGCCAGGUUUGAGAACGGUCAGCACCACCCGUUGGCUGCUCAUCGUCUGCCCGAGCUUCCUUCAAGCCUCCAGCCCGCUCAGCAAAACCAGCAGAACCAACAGAAUCAACAGUCACAGCCUCACCAACACUACUCCUCAACUCAUGCGAAAUGGUGA